AUGUGUGCGCAAUUUAACAAACGGCGCUCCAUAUACAAAAGGGGAGGAGUGACCGUCCUUUCUCUCCUGAGCUCCACAGCUCAGCUGCAACUUGUUAGGCAGACAAGAAGAGGAGGCAACAACAGACGCACGUUUUCCAGAUUACCUCCUAUGUUGGACAGAAGCUGGUAGUGAACGAUUGGAGUGUUUUUUCCCCCUGCAGACAUGUUAGAAGAGCCGGGUGUUCUGCAAGUGACAAUAUUACUUUCCAGCCUUUUCCUGUGUGCAGAGAAUUGGUCUUAGUUUUUGGCACGUAUAGCAGUCAGUUUUGACAAUGGAGAACAUUAGCCUGGGCUGUCAGGUCUGUUGUGCCAAGUUUUGGAGGGUUGGUGAAAUCAAGCAACACAUGCAUUCAAAGAUGCAUAAAACGAAAAUGGAAGAAGUCUUCCAGAAAGAUGAGUUCCUUGGUUACGGCUUUCCCCCCAUUAUUAUGAUGAGCCCAUAUGAAAGACACAAAAUCAGACAACCAAUCAUUGGCCUGUCUCUGCUGACGCUCUGUUUCAGUCCAGAGACGAAGACCUUCUUUUACCUGUGCCAUGUCUGUGAAGAAAAGUGUUCACCAGAAAAAAUUGCAGGCCAUCUCUCUUCUGGUGACCAUUUCAGCAACUACUUUAGCUACACGGACCCAAAUGUGCUGAGUUACUCCUGGAUCCCCGGCAUGGAUAUGAUAGAGAUUCUGAGGUCUGAGAUCUCAAAGGAAAUCGGAAAAGCAAAAACCAGACAGCUGCAGAUGUUGGAUUUACCAGAAGAUCUGUUGAAGAAGCUUGCAACAUGUAGCUACUCUGAAGUGAUACGAUCUCUGAGUGAAAACGAAAGGCUCCUGAAAAUACUCGAAGCUGUAGAGCCAAAGAGGAUGAUAAUACAAAAAUACCAAAGAGACAGCAACAGGAAGCAUCCACUUCUAGGCAUACAGCACAUUGUGGAAUGCAUUUGUGUUGUUCCCACUGAGAGGAGACACUACCUCUGCACUCUCUGCAACCUAACUUGUGCCACCCACAUGGUCAUCAAACAUGUCCUGAGCUUUGACCACAUCUAUUGCUACUUUAGAGCGUGGCACCCCUCCACUUUGCUGUCAAAGGAAAGCUACAGUGAUUACCCUGCUUUUGCCAACAUGGUCCUCCACUUAGUGAAGCAGACAGAGGAGAUUCAUGGUGCUACAGACACUGAUAUGAAGCAAGUGAAGCUGGAGCCUGCUGAGUACACAUCAGUGAAUUUCACCUGUUACAAAGAGGCUUUGAAGGAACUGGAAUCCAUCACAAUGGGAAAGGAGGAUAGCACCUUAAUUACUGUUGUCACUCCAGGACAAAAGCUUGAGUAUCGAUCUGUGGGUCAGUCUGGACCAGUGUUACCCAAGCUGAUGAAAGUACACUGUCAGGAGUGUAACAUAACCGUCAACUUAAGUCAAUAUACAAAACAUUUGAAAUCUGUACGUCACCAACAGAUGUUGAGGAGACAUUUUGGUGAAACAGAUUUUGGUUAUGAACACAGAGUAGGAAAAAUACCCUACCUGAAGACAUACGUGUUCCUCAAGGAGUGCCUGAGCGAACAACCAGCUGUUGGUGUUUCCCAGCUAGUGACAUGUGUGAGCUCUGAGUCCAAGGAUGAACCUGUUUGUGUGUGCUUUGCCUGUGCGGACUGCUUCUUGGAUUCCUCAGCCAAAAGCCACCUCAGCUCUCAAAAACACGCCAUAAAUACAUUGCUCUAUCUGAAUCCCUGGCGGCUCCCUCUUGCAUGGGACAAUUUUGGGGAUUUGACUGACUUGGGGUCGGCAGCAAGGGAAGAGGAACGAGAGAGAGAAGCACGUCUCACGGUGAUGAAGAUACUUGAUAUACCGGCCUGUGUGUUGCAGGACCUCAACCCACCAAGUUACAGAAAAGUGAUGAGGAAACUGAAGCAACACUACUCUCUCCUGAGACAUGACGUUCCCCCCUCUGAAACAUGCACCAAACUCAAAGGAAAAGAGAGGUUUCCUCUGCUGGGUAGAGAAUUCAUAGCCAAGUUCAAUGUGUGUGUCAGAGAGCAUCAGUCCACAGACGUGGCAUUUUUGUGUAUGCUUUGCCAGAGGAGACUGUCAGGCAAAGAAUGUGACGCUCAUGUGUUCAGUCGGGAACAUAUUAAAACAUUCAUUAGCCGUUUUCACCCAGGGUCCCUGAAUCCAAACACUGAUGUAGAGACCCUUUUGGACUUGGCCAAACAGGCAGUACGCCACCACAUUGUGCUGAACAUGCAGGAAAUUGAAUUGGACAGGCCCAUCAAUGAGCCAUGUUCAUACAAACAGGCACUUUGGAUCCUUCAAGCUGCAAAGUGGAGAACAGGACAGCUUGACCCACAUAUAGCUCCUAAAAUGAAGCUGUUCCCCAGAGGAACUGUGAAAGAAACAGACAAAGACCCUGUGAAAGACUUCAGCCCUGAAAACAGCAACAUGGUGGAGGACUCAGAGAAAAGGUGUCCAAUGUCUACAGACUACUUAGUCAAGACGGAAGUUGAGGCCGAGGUCACCAUUAUACAAUGUGCAGAGCAGGAGGUUGAUGGAAUAACACCAAGUGAAAUGGAGUCUGUGAAAGCUGUCAUCAAGAAUGCCGGUGAGGCAUGUCAGGCAAUAAAAGGGGAGGGGAUAGAAAUGCCUGUUUUGAGUAAACCAAGUGAGGAGAAGACACAAAGCUGCGAGUACACACACACUGACUUGAGAACUGAGAUUGGAUUGCAAAGUGGCAACAAUCUAACAAACUUGGAGAAUUACCCAUGCAAAGAAGAAGAAAUAGAGAACCCUAUCAGCAUGCCCCAAGAAUCCCAGGACCCAUGUCUUCAUGGUGUUAAGGAGGAAAUAAUGGGCUCCAAACAAAACCAAUCUUUUCCAGAAGACCAAAGUCUGCCAAGCAGUAAACAAAAGAAGGAAGCCACAGCAGAGGAAGGAGGAGGCAGACCAAAUCAGGAGAGUGUAAAGGACAAAGAUCCUCAGUCUCAGGUUACCUCUGGCUCUCUUACAGCAUCACCGCACAAACAACCAGAUAAACUGUGGAGAUAUAUCAAGACAACAACAACACAAAGGGAGCCUGUGAUUGGCUUAGGCGCACUUCUUGAAUGCAGUUGUGAUCAGCAUGACCCCAUCUACCUCUGUGAGUGCUGCUGUAUGAAGAUCCUAGAGAAGGACAUCGUCAGCCACGUUACUGGAGUGUACCAUCACAAGAUGUAUUUGUUGGGGUUUGAGGAUCUCCCAAGGCCACAAGGAGUGCACCCAGGGAUGAAAAUCGGUCAUUUUGCUGCUCUGUGUGAGGAACAUUAUGGAUAUGGGGAAGCUCAGGUUGUGGAUGUGGACGAAGAUGCUUACCACAAUGUACUGAAACAAAACUUUAAAUCGGCCCUGCAAAUGGCGAAGGCACUUCAGGCUCUGCAGGACCGUGUUUGUGAACCCACCUCAACCUUAGCGCUGUCCAGUGCUCAGCCUGUGGACAACUCACUCAUCCCUCGAACUCAGCACAAGCACAAUUUUAUCAUGGAUAAUUACCAGGUGAUAGACAUGGAUAUUGAGAGUGGUUCAAAGAACUGUGAGGCAAAGCUACCCUCAAUAACCAGCUCCAAAACAGUUGGAGAUGCUCCUGGUUCAAGUGAAGAUGUCAAAAGAACCCUGGUGAAAGAAACUGGUUCAGCCCACAACACUUACUCCUGUGAGACGGUUUUGAAAAAAAGUGAAGACGCAUCAUGUCUUGUGUCAACAAGGGGGACAAACACAACAUUUAUACAUCCUGACUCCAGAGAAAAUGCCUUUAAAACUGGAAUCACUUCAGACGAAACUGUCAGACCAAAACAAGAAGGAAAAAAAGGGAAAUUAGACACUGCUGUAACCAGCUCCACCAAAUCUAUGGCAGCCAUUCCUAAAUGUACAGUCAAAGCCUCCAGUUCUACUCCAGAAAGCUUUGACAAAACAGCAACCCCCAUUUCCAAGCUUACUGCCAACAUAUCCAGCUGUACUACAGCCAAAUCAGGAAAAUGUGCAGCAUCUACAUCCAGUGCCAUCGCCACCACCUUCAAGUCAUCUACAGCCAACUCCAGUAAGAAAACAACAACUACUGUUGCACCUGCAGGUCACACUAACAGUAGUUCUGCAACAAUCAACCACAUUAAAGAGGCUGUCUACAAAUCGACAUCCAGUGCCAUUGUAACAACAACCAAAUCGACUGCAGCCAACCUUAAUACCAGUACAACAACCACCACAUCUUCAGCUCUGGAUAAUCGUAGAGCUACAACCACAACUAACAGUGGAGAAACUGCUUACAAAUGUGCAACAUCCGCAUCAGGUGCAAGUGCAACCACCACCAAAUCCAUUGAAGGCAAACCAGUUACCAGCGCAUUAGCCAUCGCAACUGCAGCUCCAACCAACAGUGGUUCAAAAAACACCACCAGCAGUGGGAUUUUAGUCACAACCAACAAUAGUAAAAUAACCUACAAGCUUCCCACAUCAACAUCCAGUCACAGUGCAAGCACCAAAAAUUCCACUUCCACCAAAAUAUUUGCAGCACCCACCAACAGCAGUACUGCAGCCAAAACUAACAAUAGAGAAACUGCUUACAACUAUGGAACAUCUAUAUCAAGAACCGGUGCAGCGUCCACCAAAACCACAAGGGCCAACCAAGAUCCCAGAUCAAGAGCGACCCCAUCUGCAACUUCAACCAACAGUGGCACUACAGCCACCAGCAGCAGUAGAGGAACCACACAUAAACCUGCAGCACUUACACCCAGUGCCAGUGCAACCACCACCAAAUCGACUGGAGCCAAGCCAUAUACAAGUGGAGCAGCCACCCCAUCUGCAGCUCCAGCCAACAGGGGCACAACCACUGCUAACAGUAGAGGAACUUCAGUUAAAUGUGGAAAUUCUGAGGCUUCUUCCAAGACUGCCCUUGAGAAUAAAUCAGGAAUGUCAAAUGCUGAUGUUCCACCAAAUAAUCACAAUAGUUCUGCAUCUAAAGCCACUCUUAAAAUUGGUUUAAACUACUUGAUUCAAGUGUCCUGUGGACAAAAAAAGCAAUUCUACUGUCGGCUGUGUUCAGUCAAGCUGAGACGGUCGGGUCACCUCAUCAGCUCCAUGCACAAGUACAAAUAUGUGAAAAAGAAGUACCCUGAGUUCACUGCCAAGCCGUCUGAGAUUGUAAGCAAACUAGACAAGAUAGUGGCCCACUUGGCAGAGAUUGAAAAAGAUGUAGAGAACCCCGGCAUUCAGAAAGUGGAAGUGAGUUUAGAUGCGUACACCAAGCUGGGUGACCCUCUACUUUCAACAGACAAAGCCUUUGAAAAACUGAUGGAAAUGAUGACACAGAAAGACUCAGGGGUCUCCUACUCAACAAGUGACGCGGGGGAGGUGUGGACACCAGACGCUGCAUUCCCAAGUCCAUUUGAGGCUUCAAGCCCAGAUAACGAAAAUGAGGCCGUCUCACAGGAUGAAAGACAUCGUGCUGCAGGUCAGUCAGACACAGCUGAAGGUUGGAAAGGUUCAGAUCUUGAAGCUGAACCCAUGGCAGUCUUGGUUCAACAGAACACAUUUGGGUCUGAUGUGGAGUCCCAGGCUGAGGUUAAAGUCACAUCUGAAGUGAAUACAGGACAGCAGAACCGACCAAGAGCCAGUCAGACAGCGGAACAAGCAGAACAGCCAGGAUUUAGUUCAAGACCUGAGCAUCACAGUGCACCACAGGCACUCCCAAGGAUUCCAAUGGGGGACUCAAUAUGGGGCAGCAGUAAUUUGUCCAUAUAUUUGACUGUGAAGAAACUGGACUCUGAACCAAUCAUAGGUAUGGAAGCUGUGUGGGAGUGCAGAGGGCUGAAGCAAAAAACCUUCUACCUGUGUGAGUGCUGCAGCGAGAGGCUCGUCAUCAAUGACAUCUGCAAACACAUGAUCAGUGUCAAGCACCGGCUCAAUCACAUGCUAAAGGAGUACAGUCAGUUGAUGGCGUUCUGGCAGAUGGAGAAUCUGGAGCAUGAGAUUAAACUGAAAGUCUUAAGGGACGUUGCGUUUGAAGUCUCACACCGGGAACGCACCCUCAAGAAGGAUGCCCAGUCUACAGUACUGCCACAGGAUUUGUUUGAAUAUAUCAAAGCAGCUCAAUUCAGUGAAGCUUUAACAUUUUUGCAGGACUUAAAGAAGAAACAGAAACUGAGCGUUGUCCGUCCCCCCAUCAGCACUCAACAAAAACAAGACCAGCUGCCUGGGGAGCAACAGAAUCGAGCAGGAUGUACGUCUACGGAGAUGCAUUCUGCACGGGCACCAGAGACAGACAAGACGAGUGACGAAGUUGUAAAAGUGAUACAAGAAACAGAGGUGCAGCAUUUGGAAGGGGUCAUCCAAACAAAAGUCUCAAGUCCUCCAAAUGAGACUGGUGUCUGCUCAGAAUCAUAUUCUGUAGUUGCCAAAGUCCCUGAGGCUGAUAUAUGUUCAAGUCCCCAAGAGACUGGCAGCAACCAAUCAGAACCCAGACCACCAAUAUGUCAGCCUAUCACAGGGUUACAGGUGAAACAGACAGAGCUGCGCCGAGAGUCCCCAUCAUUCUCAAAUGACUCUCCAAAAGUGAGUCCAACAGUGCCAGUGUCUUCUGGAGAUAAAAGGCUUCUCACCAGGAAAAGGCCAGCUGUUGUAUCUGUUGAAACGCACACCAGAUCUUGCACAGGUAACCCUCCACUUGAGGGGCCUUUGCCACCUAAAAGGAUGUGCAGCUCACUGCAGCCCAGAAACAAGUCAACAUCUAAGUCCACUUCAGUUCCCCCUGCUGCAAUCUCCACUCUCCUGCCUGCUGAGCACAAAAACAUAGAACCUGCAUCUGAAGAAUGCAUGACAGAAAUAACUUUUGCAGACCUCAUCGCUCUUGUGAUGGAGAAAAGGACAGAAAAGAAAAUGUCCCCAUGCAUGGUAGCUCAGCCUAACGCUGAGACUUCUACAUCCUGUGCUAACAACCCAUUUGUAGGUGUGAAAAUCAAACUGGAACCAGAGUUUGAGCAGACUACAUCCACGAUGCCAGCCAAAAAGAAAAGAUUGGAUUCAAAGGUUCAGCUGGAUGACGCUACAGACGGCACCAUUUUACCGUCUGCCACCACUGCCAACCCCAGCGACCAACAAAAGCAGGGACGGCAUGCUCAUAGUAUUUGUGGAAUAAUGAACCCAUUCAAAGCUUGUCCCAACUGUGAAGACACCAGUCAUAACCCAGAGUCUCGAGUGACAACAGAGCCUGUCAGCAGCGAGGUUUCUCAGUUGCCAAUUAAUGCCAUCAUAACUCUCAGGCCGGAGUCCUGUAAGCUGCAGCUCAUAGGCAACUCUAACACGCAGGGUCACACUGAAGUGAGCAAUCAGGCUGCUCAUAGUCUCCCCUCAGUGGAAACAGCAAGCCACAGUGACACUCAGGCAGCUUCAGCAGGGUAUGGUCAAACCAGCCAAAUGGCUUACAUCCCAAAUGCACAUUCAUAUUAUCUGGCUUCAGGGGCUGUUGGGGGCUCCACAACCCCUGUCAACCCAUUCACAUAUCCUCCCAGUGUAUACCAAGGUGGAGGGUACACUACAAGAGGUGUCUACCAGAGCCUAGGAUGGAUGGAGCAGCAGCAGCAUUUCAUACGGCAACAGCAGCUAAUGCAACAGCAGCUACAGCAUCAGUAUUUGUAUCCCUCAUGUAUAAGUGCUGCUGCAGCAGGCACAGUGACCAAUGAGACUGCCUACCAGGGCCCCUCUCACCAAUCCAGCCAACAGCUUGCCAACUAUUACCAAUAUGAACAAAUUCAGCACCCAAAUAAUCCACAACAGUGGCAACAUGAAGAGAAGAAACAAUUUUAAAGAAUUAAAAAUGAUAUGUUAAGUCAUUUCCAGUACAUACACACACACACAUGCACAUAAAGUGUACAUUAUUGUUACAUAAUAUUCAAUACACCUUCAGAAGCCUUUUUUCUUCAUUGCUUUUUUUUUAUUUUUUUUUUUAUGCAAAACUGUCUUCUUUGGUAUUUUCAACACUUAGUUUCAGUUUGUGUCAUUUUAUUUUCCUCUUAUGAACAAAUACUGAAUUUUUCGACAAAGUUGAGUGUUUUGUCAAGUUUACAGUUUUUAUUUCACACCUGUCUGUCAAAGCAGAAACAAAGCCUUGUUCUUGCGUUAGUAAUAUUUCUGGUUUGGAGACAGCCCCAUAUGUGAGUCAGUUUAGUUUAAACUAAUGAAACAUCUUAAAAAAAAUAAACCUUUUCUUUCUGGAAAAUUAAAGAAAGACAAUAAAAAAUCCCUGCUUUAAAUAUGAAUGAUUUAACUGUUUGAGAACCUUCAUAUCGAGCAACUGUAGCUUUUUUCUGUUUUUAACAUUUCUGAUGUAGUUUCAGAAGUUCUGGGAAUUUUCUAUUUUUUAUAUUCAGACUUUAUUUGUAUAAAAGUCUCUUUUAAAAUGCAUUUUCUGUUCAAUGUGAAAUAAAAUGUUUUGUAAUUUCCA
Molecule: messenger RNA, 8480 nt
Organism: Notolabrus celidotus (New Zealand spotty)
Lineage: Eukaryota; Metazoa; Chordata; Actinopteri; Labriformes; Labridae
Exons: 49
Coding region: 314-7843 (2509 amino acids)
Source: RefSeq, a predicted model, not a curated record